CACCUCCACUUUAUCCAAAGCAGAAUGCUGAGUUUCAAACGGACCAGAACAGACCACGUGAGUUUCCUGUUUUGGAGAAGACCGAGCACAGAACUGCACAAUCAUCAGCCCCCCCAAAGUCAGUGACUCAGUGGGUCGUAUCUCGGGCUCCGUGGCCUCUUUCAGUGACAGUGACUUGGGCAGCGCAGUCUCCCUCCCGGCAGCCUCCUCCUCCGCGCGUUGUACCUUUAAAAGGUUGAACUCGCCGGUCUGCGGUCUGGGAGCGCUCGUCUCAGCCGUGUGUUUACCUUCCAGGAGUGACAUGGCACAGAGGCGGUGAUCUGUCAGCAGCAGCAGCAGCAUCCUGCACCAUGGCCGCUCUCCCACGGCCCGAGCGGAGAGGAGCGCGCGCCGCGCUGCACGCGAUGCUGCCCGUAUGGAUAUUACUGAGCGCCGUGUCUGGGCUGAAGGCGGACGACGACGCGAUGGAAGAACUUGCGACCGAGAAGGAAGCCGAAGAAAGUCACCGCCAGGACAGCGUGAAUUUGCUGACAUUCAUUUUGCUGCUGACCUUAACCAUUCUCACCAUCUGGCUCUUCAAGCACAGACGCGUCCGCUUCCUUCACGAAACCGGGCUGGCCAUGAUAUACGGUCUGCUGGUGGGUGUGAUCCUGCGGUACGGCAUCCCCGCCACCAGCUACCACAACAAGACCCCCCCGAGCUGCUCGCUGAAGGAGGGACCUGUCAGCACGCUGCUGCUCAAUGUCAGCGGCAAGUUCUUUGAGUACACGCUCAAAGGAGAGAUCAACUCCAGAGAGAUUCACAAUGUGGAGCAGAACGACAUGCUGCGCAAGGUCACAUUUGAUCCUGAAGUCUUCUUCAAUAUUCUUCUGCCCCCUAUUAUUUUCCACGCAGGCUACAGUCUAAAGAAGAGACACUUCUUCAGGAAUCUGGGCUCCAUCCUGACGUACGCGUUCAUCGGCACCGCUGUGUCAUGUUUCGUUAUUGGGAACCUGAUGUACGGCGUGGUCAAGCUCAUGCAGGUGGUCGGACAGUUGACCGACAAGUUCUACUACACCGACUGCCUGUUCUUCGGCGCCAUCAUCUCCGCCACAGACCCAGUGACGGUCCUGGCCAUCUUCAACGAGCUCCACGCGGACGGGGACCUGUACGCGCUGCUGUUCGGGGAAAGCGUCAUGAACGACGCCGUCGCCAUCGUGCUCUCCUCGUCCAUCGUGGCCUACCAGCCCAGCGGAGCCAACACGCACAUGUUCGACGCCGCGGCCUUUUUUAAGUCAGUGGGCAUCUUCCUCGGCAUCUUCAGCGGCUCCUUCGUGAUGGGCGCAGCCACGGGGGUCGUCACCGCUCUCGUCACCAAGUUCACCAAGCUGCACUGCUUCCCGCUGCUGGAGACGGCCCUCUUCUUCCUCAUGUCCUGGAGCACCUUCCUGCUGGCCGAGGCCUGCGGCUUCACAGGUGUUGUGGCCGUGCUGUUCUGUGGCAUCACGCAGGCUCACUACACCUACAACAACCUCUCCGAGGAGUCCAACAAGCGCACCAAGCAGCUCUUUGAGGUCCUUCACUUCCUGGCGGAGAACUUCAUCUUCUCCUACAUGGGCCUGGCGCUGUUCACCUUCCAGAAUCACAUCUUCAGCCCACUUUUCAUCAUCGGCGCUUUUAUCUCCAUAUUCAUCGGGAGGGCGUUCAACAUUUACCCUCUCUCCUUCCUGCUCAACCUCGGCCGACGGCACAGGAUCAAGGGCAGCUUCCAGCACAUGAUGAUGUUUGCAGGGCUGCGAGGGGCCAUGGCCUUCGCCCUGGCCAUCAGGGACACGGCCACCUACGCCCGCCAGAUGAUGUUCACCACCACGCUGCUCAUCGUCUUCUUCACGGUCUGGGUGUUUGGAGGCGGGACUACGCCCAUGCUGUCCUGGCUCCACAUCAGAGUCGGAGACGCCGAGCCUGAGCAGCGGCGGCGGCGGCAGCGUGGGAAGUGGGAGUACGUCAGGGUCGGCGUGGACCCAGACCAGGACCUGCAGCCCUGCGGGGACAGCUUCCAGGUCCUACAGGGGGACGGCCCUCAGGCUGAAGGACAGAGCAAAACCAAACAGGAGAGUGCGUGGCUCUUCAGACUGUGGUACACCUUUGAUCACAACUACCUGAAGCCCAUUCUGACCCACAGCGGGCCUCCACUCACCUCCACUCUGCCCGGCUACUGUGGGCCGCUGGCCAGCUGCCUGACCAGCCCCCAGGCGUAUGAGAACCACGAGCAGCUGAGGGACCAAGACCCCGACUUCCUUCACAACGACCGUGACCUGACCUUCACGUUCGGCGACACCGCCGUCACGGCCAACGGGGCGUCGGGCGCGGACGGGGUCGGAGGCUCCGGCUGGAGCGCUAACGGCAAGAGGAGCGGCAGCACCUCGGAGGAGGCGCUGGAGCGCGAGCUGGACUCGCGCGAGCAGGAGCUGCUGAGCCGGGGCACGCGCCUGGUCUUCCCCAUCGAAGAUCACGUCUGAGGCGCGCUGUCCACCUGCAUGGCCUCGCUCACGGAUCGUCCCGGCCCCAUCGCGCUGCAGGAACGUACAGUUCAUCAGGGACACGUCAUAGGAGACAUGUGGGCAGAGACGACUGUAGAAGUCACUGAGCAGCCAGAAUGAGUUUCAGAUUCAGUUUGACUGAUUUUCAACACAUGGACAAGAAUAUCCUCAUUCAACGGUCAGUAUGACCUAUUAAACUUGAUAGUUUGUGCACUUAUGUAAGCCAAUAAAAAAUUGCCUGAUAGCGCUUGUCAUCAAAAUAUAAGGACCAGCAUACGAUGAAACCAGACUGACACUCUGCUGAGUUGUUCUGUUGUUUUGUUGAAACUGGGAAGCUGCUAAACCAGUAACAACGCAGCGGUGGGAUCUCUGCUCAGUUUUGUACCUUUCAACUAAAGCUGCUUGUGAGGAUCUGCGUUAUCGCACAGCAGCAUCUGUGCGAUGGAGACGUGUGGCGCCUGAGAUACGGAGGGAAGGCCGGCGCUUUGCCCUGUCAUGCCAACGUUCCCCCAGAGUGGAAAUGCUUGUUCCGGUGCAUUCUUAUCACAAUUAGCACGGAAGCGUCUAUUUACUCUGCACGGUUAGUGUGUUUUUUUUAAUGUGACUGAUUUUACCCAAAAAAGUGGAAGGAAGUAUUUUGUUUUUUUGUUAAUUACAUUGUUUGACUGACCAACAGCAUUAAUGCUUUUAACUCUGCAUAAUUAUUGUCUACUCCAUAAAAUGAAGGAUGGUGAUCAUCCUGAUUGAUUUCCUGUUGCAGCAACAUGGUUAGUUAUCUUAAAGAAUCACUGCUGUCAAUCA
Molecule: messenger RNA, 3320 nt
Organism: Betta splendens (Siamese fighting fish)
Lineage: Eukaryota; Metazoa; Chordata; Actinopteri; Anabantiformes; Osphronemidae
Gene: slc9a7
Product: solute carrier family 9 member 7
Exons: 17
Coding region: 351-2498 (715 amino acids)
Biological process (GO): proton transmembrane transport; sodium ion transport; regulation of pH
Cellular component (GO): recycling endosome; membrane
Molecular function (GO): sodium:proton antiporter activity
Source: RefSeq, a predicted model, not a curated record